Mercenaria mercenaria is the source of this 2484-nucleotide messenger RNA. RefSeq lists its product as uncharacterized. The transcript has 3 exons. NCBI's taxonomy places the organism in Eukaryota, Metazoa, Mollusca, Bivalvia, Venerida, Veneridae. The coding region runs from base 361 to 1227 and encodes 288 amino acids. The record is from RefSeq and is a predicted model, not a curated record.
UUGGUCAAUUAUUCAUACGGGAAUAUGAGAUCAUUGUCAGAAAUCAGCUUAACAAUGAUAAUUGUUCAAUAAGAACAGUCGUGUCCCAAAGACGCAAUCUCCUCAAACUGUUACCGUUUAUGAAUAAUAUGUCUUAAUUUCCUCAAUAUUAAGUACAAACGAAUGAGAAAUACAUGUGUAUAUGUAUUUUCAGGAGUUAUAUGCAUACAUAAGUUUCGGGUGAUAGUCAUAUUUUAUUAUUCGAUUUGUUGUUUAUGUCAUAACGUCUAUGAGAAUAUCUCUUGGAUGCAAAGAACGCAAAAAAGCAAAAGUAAUAGCAGACAAGGCUUAUGAGAAAACGUAUUCAAAAUUUAUUUCAUUAUGAAAGUUGAAGCAAAGCUGGGAAGAAUAAAAUAUUUUGCUGCUUUAGGGAUUUUAGUUAUAUUGAUGUUGACAAUAAAAAGGAGACAUUACACAAAGUUUGAUAUGACAAGCAACUAUAAUGCCUUCCUUUUAUCAGAAGGUAGCACUGGAGUGGGAAAUCUUAACGUUGUUGGACGUGCUUUGUUAGAACAAAGAAAUAAUGUAUCGAAAUUGCUUAACAUGAAACAACAGGUACUUGGACAACUGGAAUGCAAGGAAAAAAAUACAACAACUACAACUGGAGGCUGGUGUGAGAAACAGAACAGAGCGCAUGCAGGAAAAGGACUGACCGAUGAACAGCUGGUGCCUGCAUUGGUACAAGUGUUAAAAGGAAAACACAUUGGAAGUUUUGGAGAUGGGACAGGGCAAUAUAAAGAACUCAUUAUUGCUUCUGGCGAAGUCAAAGGCUAUGAUGCAUACGAUGGGGCGCCAUUUUCUGACAUCAUAAGCAAUGGGAGCGUUAAGUAUCUUGAUUUGACCCUACCACAGUAUGGAUUACCUCUGUAUGACUGGGUUCUGAGUAUCGAAGUGGCAGAACAUAUUCCAAAGCGUUUUGAAAGUAUAUAUAUUGACAACGUUGUUCGUCAUGCGCAAGAAGGUGUGAUUUUAAGCUGGGCAAAGGUUGGGCAGGGUGGUUAUCACCAUAUUAAUAACAGACCAUUUGAAUACGUUAGAGAUUUAAUGGAUUCAAAAGGAUUUAUCCACGACAAAGAAUUAUCAGACAAUUUAAAAUCAGCUGCCAGUGUGCGAUUUCUGAAAUGGAAUUUGAAUGUCUUCCGAAGAAAAAAUAUCCUUUCAAAAGACGUUUUAAUGUUACAGACUUAAAAAAGUACAAAAGAUAACAACGAAAGUUCUAGACGAAUUUUUAGAAGAUUUUUGACUAGACUUCAUAUCAUAUGUAGAGAUAUUUGAUAAAAGGUCAGUGCGAAUAUGCACCUUAGCGUUGUGUUUCCUGUAGUGACAGGGGCCACUUUCGUAUUUGGCCUGGGUACGGUUUGUUUAAUAAAAUAGGUAGAUGUACAUUAAAGGCAUUUGUAUUCAGCUGGUUAUUUAUGAUGUUUAUAGAACUAAGGAUUCCUGCGAACGAGUAAUUAUUAUCUGAAAUAGAUAUAUGCUUGAAUCGAUUUUCCUUGCUCUGUGCAGACGGCCGGGUCUAAAAUCUUACCUGAGCUAACGGAAGUCUGUCUGACGAAAUGGAGACGGUCCUCCAUCCAUCCAGAUUCAGCUCAAAUUUGCAGAAAAAAAUUAAACCAUUAUGAGACACUUUUCUUCCCGCCAUUAUAGAUAUCUGGUCACAUUCUCCAAAUAUAUAGAUAUGAUUUAGGUCAGUCAUUUGCAUAUAAUACGGCACAGGUCGCGCAAGGUGUGCAUUUUGGGCCAUUUUCGCCUAACAGUUUAGUAUCCUGAAACCAGAGUUUUACUUCUUCUUAUCACAGAAAAAACGGCAUCGGCAGGCUGUAAAUGCCACAUGAUGAAAUUGCAAAGUAUAUGCAAUACAUCCGUUCUAAACUUCCCUGGAAUUUCUCAAAAUUGAAUUUUUUGAUGAUUUCUUUUCGCACUGGUAUCAGCACCGAUUUGUGGAUUUUUCAAAUUUACUGCCCCUUGCCCCCCAUUUUAAGUGUGAUCUAUUAAGUUAUAUUUUGAUCAAAGCAUACAAGGUUUGACUUUUGGUGGACUAGAUUGAAUACACCAUGAGAGACAGUUCCAGCUGGGUCUGUGCAGCUCUGAUAUUUUUGAGUGUCUCGUUUGUUAAUGUAGCUCUCGUAUGCUACAUGUGUAUGCUGUACUUUUAACGUUGUAUGUAUGUGUAUAUAUCAUUCAAAUAUUUCCAUAAUUCACUAGAGAUGCUAGAGAUACGGAUUGAACGGCAGCUACAAAGAUCUUUUGUUACCGUCAUUUACAGUUAGGCAAAGCUAACAACGUCACUUGUUUCAACUUUACAAAAGCAUGUCGUUGGACAGGUAUCAAAGAGAAACCGGAACUACAAAUACAAAUACAUGUAUAAGGAUAAUGUGUACUAAAUCUUGACGUAGACGUUUACCUCUGUUACAUGACAUGCUCAGUAUGUUUUUGUCAAACCUA